Molecule: messenger RNA, 3411 nt
Organism: Hymenoscyphus albidus
Lineage: Eukaryota; Fungi; Ascomycota; Leotiomycetes; Helotiales; Helotiaceae
Source: the annotation of a GenBank genome assembly
UAUAAUUCAUUACUUGCAAGUACCGAGAACGAGAACCAUCUAAAGAAAUGCAGUUGACACAUAAACUGAACUCGAUCAAUCUUGCUCUUGUCAUUUCUGCCAUCUCUACCUGAUCGUGUCUUCCAUCCUUUCCACCAGACUGAAGAAGAUACCUGCUCCGUGUCUCCCUAGUUGGUUUCUCAAGCUGGAGUCCCAUCCACGGCAGUUGCAAUGGAGAUGGCUUCAACCUCAACCCCCCAGGUGAAGUUGACAGGCGCGACUUGAUCGCAGCAUAGUACGACACGGCACAUAUGAUUGGCUAAGACUCUAUUGCUUCUGCUCCUGUUUCUGCUGCCACGUUCACUAUGCAACCUGCUCAAUAUGUGCACGAAACCCCCAUCAUGUCCAUUCAACCUUUGCCACCAGCGGUCAUUGCCCAGAUCAAAUCCUCCAUUGCCGUUACCAGCCUCAAUGGCGUCAUCUGCGAACUCGUCAAGAACUCGCUCGAUGCUGCUUCGACGAAACUAGAUAUCAGUGUCGACUAUGCGAAAGGAGGUUGUGUCGUAGAAGACAAUGGUGUGGGCAUACCACCCUCAGAAUUCAGGGAUGGUGGGGGACUUGGGAAGCUACACUGUGAGACACUUUUUUCCGAAAACAAAAGGUCCCGAGCAUCAAGCUAAUGUUGGUACUCUAGACUCUUCCAAGCUAAAUAGCAAAACUCUGCUCCAUGGAAGGAAAGGGGCCUUUCUCGCUUCCCUUGCGGCCGUCGCCCUGCUGACCAUCACAUCGCACCACCACAAGCACCACUCCCAUAAUUCCAUUGCCAUGCACAAGUCCGAAGUGAUUUCGCGACAGACGCCAACUCCUUCUCACCAGCAUCUUUUGAAUACCGACCAUGGUACGCGGGUCACAGUACGAGAUUUGUUUGGUAAUAUGCCCGUCAGAGUGAAGCAGAGGGCAAUAACGGCCGAGAAAUAUCGGGGCAACAAUAAACAUUGGGAGGAGCUGAAGCGAAGUAUUGCUUUACUUUUGCUUUCGUGGCCGGAACCGGUUGCUGUCACUAUACGAGAGGUGGGAACUUUGCAGAAGAUUGUCAUCAGGCUCCCGCCUGCUGCACCAAACAAAAAGCCCAGUAUUCCAAAGGUAUGCAGUAUAUUGUCACAGGCAGCUAUCGUAAAUCCCGAUGAGACCUCCUCUUGGGUUGAGGUUUCAGCCUCGACUGAUCAAUUAAAAGUAUGGGGAUCAAUUUCCUUAGACCCCUUAGCGACUAAAAAUGUCCAAUUCCUUUCUUUUGGUAUACAACCUCUUUUGCCUGCCGAUACACAAAGUCUUAUACACGUUGAGAUUAACCGACUAUUUGCAAAUUCUGCCUUUGGUAACGAAGACGAGGCUGAGGAACUAGAUGAUUCCGAACGCCAGCGACGAAAAAAUGAUGCGCGCUACAAAUCCGACGGCUAUACUAACCGAGAAUUGAAGGGUGUAAAAAAGGGGGUAGAAAAAUGGCCCAUGUUUUAUAUCAACAUACGGCAAAGGACCGUUUCUCAGACUUCUCAGGGAUUAGAUGUGGAUAGUGUAUUGGACGAUAAAGGAAGCAAUCUUGGAAUCAUUUUGGAGUUGCUACAGGCCAUGAUAUCCGAGUUUCUUACACGCCAUCAUUUUCGACCAAAGAAUCGGCGAAAGGUUCGUUUUGACCCAGAUACCAAGGGCUCCAGCAACGAGUCACCACAGGCAGAAAGAGCAUCAGCACACAGCCAUGAAAUUACCGAGAUCGAGCGUCCAGCUUCAGUUCCUACUCGAAGUCGCCAUUCAAAGUCCAAACGCCAAAAGAGCGGCUUUUCUAAUAGAACAAGCUCCCCACUUCACUCAGGCGAUUUGUCGGGAACAAACAUCAAGCUUCCAUCAUUUCGGCGAACGUCAGCACCUCCGGAAUCACCAUUCGAAAAUUGGUCUAAAGUGAAAAAGGGUAAUGCGGUUCUCAGCUCUAAUCCAUAUAAGCAAAUUUCUGACCCAGAACCACGAACUAUUGAAUCUGGUCAAGUCGUGGCGAAGCCAUCCAGUAAUAGCACACCCAAAUCCACGGCUCAAAAAUCAAAACAGCCCCCUCUUUUAUCUUCAACUGGCAAGAUCAUACGUCGUCCGUUCGCAGAUGUGGAAUCAGCAACCUUUCCUCGCACUCUGACAAGUUCUACUAGCGCAACAAAACAGCUUCAGUCCUCACCGCAGAAUCAAAUACCGUUGAUAGAUCACUCUAGUGAUGAUGAUAUAGUGGAAUGGAUCAAUCCUACCACCAAGGUGAAAUCUUUGGUUAAUCGGAGAACUGGCCAUACUGUGCCAGCAAGGCCGCAAUCAAAAAGUAGCCUUCCUCCUAGGCCUAUGCUUUCAGAAGGACCUGCUUUCUCGAGGUCCAAUAUCCAGAGAGAAAUUGACACAUCUACAGAAGAGCCCAGUCCAUGGUUGAAAACACUCCUUGAAAAAUGGGAUAAUCCUGUAUUUGCUUCAGCACAACUACCAAUACCACAAGUGUCAAUUGAUGAGUUUGCUGAAACAACUCGUCAUAUGAUUCACGGCCAUCAGCAUGUCUGCACUCAAAUCGACAUUGAUCGCGCCCUCAAAGAUUCGUCUGGAAUAAAUGGACGUAUUUCGAAACAAGCAUUACUAAAUGCAGAAAUCAUCUCGCAAGUUGACAAUAAGUUCAUACUGGUCAAGCUUAAUACUAGCCACUCAAAUGCAUCUCAAUCAGACGAAAAUGAGAUGCUUGUCAUCAUAGACCAACAUGCCGCAGAUGAACGGAUCCGAAUUGAAAAUCUGCUCGAAGAACUUUGUACCCCAAAUCCCAACUGUUCUGAAGCUGGUAUUCUAACCACUACUUUGGAGAAAACGAUUCAUUUCGAAAUUUCGUCUAGAGAGAUUGAGUUACUUCGCACCCACCGACAGCAUUUCUCAAGAUGGGGAAUUCUACUUGCCCUCCCUCCAUUUGGCUCCUUACCACAAAGUACCGAGAAGAGCAAAGGGAAAACUCUACAAAAGAUCACAGUAACAAGUCUACCCCCCGGCAUCACGGAAAGAUGCAAAUCCUAUCCCCGUCUCCUCAUCGACCUCAUCCGCACCGAAGCCUGGAAAUGCGAAGAGAAAACCACCAUCCCCUAUCUACCCAAAAAUGAAAACGAGAAUGAAAACGAAAAUGAGGAACAACCCACAUGGUUCAAACAAAUCCACACCUGUCCACGGGGGAUCCUCGACCUUUUGAAUUCAAGAGCGUGUAGAAGUGCGAUUAUGUUUAAUGACCCCCUGACGCGGGAGCAGUGUGAGGGUCUUGUGAGCAGGUUGGCGGGUUGUGUGUUUCCUUUUAUGUGUGCGCAUGGACGGCCGAGUUUGGUUCCUUUGGUUGGGCUUGGGGUUGGGGGUUUGGUGCUGGGGGAACUGGGGGGUUAG